AUGUUUCUCAACCUGAUGAGACAACUAGCCAACAUCCUCGUACAACUCGCCUUACAAUUAUUUUGGGCGACAUCUUCCGUAAAAGCACUCUUGUUUGAGAGCCUUUUAAUGACCCGUUUUAUCGAAAUGGCUGGUUCUCUCAUACUUCAUCCUCCCCAGGAGAACGAACAGGCUAUCAAAAAAUUCUCUAUUACUCUUUUUUUUGGUGCACUGGGCAUUCUUGCUUGUAUUCAUGAUUGGGGGGUGUAUUCUGAUGAUUUUGGCAAAUGUCGGCGACCACUUUGUAUCUUGUGUGAACCACGGUAUAAAUAUCCCGAUCGGCAUUGGCGUAUUAUAUUAUACAACGAUGCGUGUUUCGGCGUCGAUAGUUGGUAA
Botrytis fragariae is the source of this 375-nucleotide messenger RNA. RefSeq lists its product as uncharacterized. The coding region runs from base 1 to 375 and encodes 124 amino acids. The transcript has 2 exons. NCBI's taxonomy places the organism in Eukaryota, Fungi, Ascomycota, Leotiomycetes, Helotiales, Sclerotiniaceae. The record is from RefSeq and is a predicted model, not a curated record.